Messenger RNA from Scleropages formosus (Asian bonytongue), 1646 nucleotides. RefSeq names its product IST1 factor associated with ESCRT-III (gene ist1). The transcript is spliced from 10 exons. The record is from RefSeq and is a predicted model, not a curated record. Bases 237 to 1259 code for a protein of 340 amino acids. Lineage: Eukaryota; Metazoa; Chordata; Actinopteri; Osteoglossiformes; Osteoglossidae. Gene Ontology annotation, biological process: protein transport.
UUUUAAAAAAGUGAGUUUUACGAAAUUACAUAAAAUUCGGUCUCACUCCACCUCGUGUACGCUAUAUGCUCGGUGGUCUCUAUAAAUUUUUUCCUGACGCCCCGCCGUCCGCGUUCCCAACGUAUUACGUCACACGUGAGCGCGCAUACAUUGCGGAAGUAAAAGAGAAUAAAUAAAAAAUCCCCACACAGCCAGGGACCUAUUUUGGGAUCCAAACUCUGAGUGAGCUGUCCGUCAUGCUUGGGGGUGGGUUCAAAGCAGAGAGACUUCGGGUCAACCUUCGGCUGGUUAUUAACCGCCUCAAACUGCUUGAGAAGAAGAAAACUGAAUUGGCGCAAAAAGCUCGGAAGGAAAUAGCAGAUUACCUGUCCUCUGGGAAGGAUGAACGGGCACGGAUCCGUGUGGAGCACAUUAUCCGUGAGGACUACCUGGUCGAAGCCAUGGAGAUCCUGGAGCUGUACUGUGACCUUCUGCUGGCACGCUUUGGGCUCAUCCAGUCCAUGAAGGAGCUGGAUCCAGGCCUGCAGGAAGCUGUGUCAACUCUGAUCUGGGCUGCUCCACGUCUGCAGUCUGAAGUGUCUGAACUGAAGAUAGUGUCUGACCAGUUGUGUGCAAAGUACAGCAAGGAGUAUGGCAAACUGUGUAGGACAAACCAGAUUGGAACAGUCAACGACAGGCUGAUGCAUAAACUGAGUGUGGAGGCCCCACCCAAGAUCUUGGUGGAACGGUACCUCAUUGAGAUCGCUAAGAACUACAAUGUGCCCUAUGAGCCGGAUGCCAUGGUCAAGCCUGAGGUGGCUUUUGGCGAGGAGGCGGACCUCAUUGAUGUGGACAAUGACAGCAAGAAGCCUGGGGUUGGGGGUAGUGGUGGGGGUGGGUUCACAGCCCCAGCAGCAGCUGUGCCCAUGCCUGUUGGUUUCAACAUUCCCCCUCCCAGCGGACCAGAGCCUUUCAGCGGUCCUGUUGGAACAUAUGAUGGCUUUGCUAACUUCCAGCCCCCUGUGAGAGGAGGGCCUCCUCCCCAAUUGCCAAGCUGCCCCCCCACCUAUGAAUCUAUUGAUGAACUUGCCAUCAAACCUUCCAGUCCUCCCCCAGUGUCUGGCCCAUCCCAGGUAUAUGACAAUGCCGGUCUACCUGAGCUCCCCUCAGUUCCUGACACACUACCUGCCUCUUCCUUUGGUGGAAAUGCUGCUUCUUCAGAUGACAUCGACUUUGAUGACCUCUCACGGCGCUUUGAGGAGCUGAAGAAGAAGACCUAGGCCUUCAUUUAAAGAGAGGGUGUUGCCCAGCUCAGAUUUACUAUGGGUUCUGUUUUGCAGUAAAGCUUUCCUCACUAUCUUCUCACUAGAUGCCUGUGCUACCCUACCUUUUUCAAACAUGAUGAAGGCAUCGCACUGACUGCUUGGGUGGGAUAUUAGUUCUCACCUCUGCAAUUAGCCUGUUCUCAGAAUGACUGACUUUGCUGACACCAACACGUGAGGUGCAAAAUUGGAGGGAAUUCAUAUCUAUCCAUAGUCCACCAUCAAAGCUUUUACAAAAAAAGAAACCUGCCUCGAAGCCAUGUCACACAGCCAAUGUUUUUUCUUUUUUUCUUAAACAUCUCCUGCACUUAGCAACCCAUCUCUAGUGUAGUCAUUCAGUGAAAU